UAUAAAGUGUAUAUAAGACAGAAAUAAAUUGUAGACUAAACAAACCAUUUCUGUACACCGUUAAAUAAAGAUACACAUACAUUCAAGGUAUAAUGGAAGGGAAAGCUGUUAUCAUUUUCUUUGGAUUUAUAGCAUGUGCUUUUGCUGUAUAUGGAGUCGAGAAACCUUGUGAAAUUGAAUGCUCGAGUCGUUUAGAUUGUCUAGAUGGGCAAAGUUGUCAACGAGUAGGAUGUAAUCGUUUGUGCAGACCUGGAAGAGUAAUUUUAUCAAAUACAGUAGUCGGAUCAGACAUUAUCUCAGCUGGGUGCGUUCAGAGAUGUUUGAACCGAGGUGGGAUAGGUUGCCGAAGUCUUUGUCAACGUAGCGUAGAUCCAAUUUCAGGAGGUCAACUCAUUCCAGGUGGUUUGUUAGACAGACAUACCUUACCAGUAGGAUCCAUUCGGUCUGAUAGUCUAGUCAGACGUAUCUCGCCAGUAAGUUCUAUUCGGUCAGAUAGUCUUGUUAGACGUAUCUCGCCAGUAGGUUCUAUUCGGUCAGAUGGUUUAGUUGGACGUAUUUCGCACGUUGAUUCAAUUUUACAUAAAGGUUGUCAUAAUUUAUGCAUUUCACGAGGCUGCAACUUCAAUGAAGAAUGUGUAACAAGAGAUGGAUGUUCUGUAUGUGUUCGUGGCAAGACCUACGCAUAAACUAAGACAACUGAUGUCACCAUAAACUGUGCAAUAUUAAACUGAUACCUAUCCAUGUAUUGUGAUAUUUGAACUUUUUGUUUUGAUACAUGAAUAAAAUAUACAUUAUAA
This is a messenger RNA of Mytilus trossulus (common blue mussel), 797 nucleotides long. RefSeq lists its product as uncharacterized. The record is from RefSeq and is a predicted model, not a curated record. The transcript is spliced from 3 exons. Bases 93 to 686 code for a protein of 197 amino acids. Lineage: Eukaryota; Metazoa; Mollusca; Bivalvia; Mytilida; Mytilidae.